This is a messenger RNA of Asparagus officinalis (garden asparagus), 1025 nucleotides long. RefSeq names its product protein SENSITIVITY TO RED LIGHT REDUCED 1. The transcript is spliced from 2 exons. Lineage: Eukaryota; Viridiplantae; Streptophyta; Magnoliopsida; Asparagales; Asparagaceae. Gene Ontology annotation, biological process: microtubule-based process. Gene Ontology annotation, cellular component: cytoplasm; nucleus. The coding region runs from base 45 to 917 and encodes 290 amino acids. The record is from RefSeq and is a predicted model, not a curated record.
AACUCCAUCAUCGUCAUCAUCAGAGCUUCUGCCCAAUCGUUUCGAUGUCAACUCCUCCUAAAACCCUAACCCAUAACCCUAACCAAUCCUGGACCGUCGUCUCCCAUCGCCGCAACCGCAAGCGACCAAAAUCCAAAUCCAAUCCCAAUCCCGACCAAUUCGAAACCCUAACCCUAAAAUCCCCAAUCCCAUGGACCCCUCUCGAUUCCCAACCCAACCCCAUUCUCCAAUCGAAACUCCUAUCCAAGCUCCAAUCCUCCCUAAGCAAGCUCAAAUCAUCCCAAUUCUACAACCAAUUCCUCUCCCAGCUCCAAUGCCCCCAAAUCCAGUCCGGGCUCAACAAACUCCUCUCCUUCAAUCCCCAAUUCGAUCUCAUAAUCUACGGAAUCGGCAGCAUUGACUCGUACGAGACCCCAAGACUCCAGCUUUCGCUCGCCCUUCUCAUCCUCGAUCGGCUCAAGCCCCAAAUUUCAUCAAUUGAAGUGUUCGACCCGAUAAUUUCAACAGCCGAGCAAGCGGUUAUCGAACAAUUGGGAGUCGCUGUAAUGGGUGUGGAUGAGCGAGGGCGAAGAGAGGUAAAAGUUCCGACUUUGUUCUUUAUGCCACAUUGUGAGGUCCAAUUGUAUGAUAAUUUGUUGGAUGCAAAUUGGGGAUGUGAGAAUUUGAACAAAAUGGUUAUUCUGGGAAAUAGUUUUGGGGAGUACGAGAGGUAUGUGGAGGAGAAAAAGGGGGCGAGUGGGUCUGUGAAGGUGGAGGAGGCGGGUAAGCGGGUUAUCGGCUCGAGGAGGUUCGUUAGGGAGGUGAGAUUGGAGGGAGGUGAGGAUUGUGAUGAUGAUAACGGGUUUUUUCGAGCUUUUCAUGAUAUUAGUUGGCAUUUCUUCGAUGUGGGCCAGGAUGUCCAUUUGGAUUUUGUUUGAAAUUGAAUAAAUGACAUCUGUAUGAUUGUUGAUUGUUCUUGAUAUCUUGAACAUGUUUCGAUUUUGUACGGUUGUAUUGUUUAUUUAGUUAUUGCUUUUGCAUGGUUA